Molecule: messenger RNA, 561 nt
Organism: Paramecium tetraurelia
Lineage: Eukaryota; Ciliophora; Oligohymenophorea; Peniculida; Parameciidae
Exons: 1
Source: RefSeq, a predicted model, not a curated record
AUGCUACCGAAGAAUGAUAAUAAUUAAAGUAAUGGUUCAUAUUCAAAACUAAAAUUAUCAUCCAAAUCACUGCCUUCAACAUAGGAUUUAAAACAAGUUUAUUUGAAACCAAGCGAAAGACCAAAAUAAUUGAAAGAGAAGAGUUAAUGUUUGCAAGACAUAUAAUAAAAAGGAUUAAGGAAUUAAAAAUAGGAUUUUAUAGAGGAAGAUGAAAUAAGAAAAAAGGUAAAAAUGCAGUAUCAUUAAUUUGAACCUAUGUUUGAUGAGACGUCGAUUAAAGUCUAAUCUAUUCAUACUUCUUCAGAUUUGGAAAGCUCUUAGCAGUUGAGAAUCGAAUGCGCAACAUUGCUGCCCAAUAACGAGAAUUUCAUGUCUUGUUAGGAGGAUAAAUACUUUAAUUAGUAUGAUAAAGGAUUUGACUAGAACGAUCGAGAUUUAGAAGAGUUGGCGCAUAUCCAAGAAUCUCCAAUACUAAAAAAUAAUGAGUUUAGUAAUAGAAAACUAAACGUUAAAUUAGAAUUCUAAAAUAGAAACCCAGAAUCAAACUCCAAAGAGGAUUGA